This is a messenger RNA of Trachymyrmex cornetzi, 3291 nucleotides long. RefSeq names its product sodium-coupled monocarboxylate transporter 1. Gene Ontology annotation, molecular function: symporter activity. Gene Ontology annotation, cellular component: membrane. Lineage: Eukaryota; Metazoa; Arthropoda; Insecta; Hymenoptera; Formicidae. The transcript has 9 exons. Bases 205 to 1998 code for a protein of 597 amino acids. The record is from RefSeq and is a predicted model, not a curated record. Gene Ontology annotation, biological process: sodium ion transport; transmembrane transport.
CAUCAUUGCAGUGGGUAUACAGAUUUCGUCCGGUACUUUUCCAAAUUACAGCGAAAUUUUAUUAUUCAAUAUAUACAUGAUUAGAUCGUGGAUGCGUAAACGAUUUUUCGGAAUUGAAUCACCUUAUUCCCGGCGCAGUGCAAUAAUCUAGACACUAAUGCAGAAUUCAGAUCGCUGUACAGUGUGAAGGAAAUAAUCGAUAUAAUGACCGUCAAUGGCACAGAACCGUUUUUCGUGGGCCAGGAGUUGAAGGAACUUACUUUCGGAUGGACCGAUUAUACUCUCUUUGCCGGUCUGCUGGGCAUCAGCAUGCUCAUCGGCAUCUACUUCGGUUUCUUCAGCACAAAGCAGAAUAACACCACCGAGUAUCUACUCGGCGGCAAAUCCAUGUCCUUUCUUCCGAUUAGUAUGAGUCUGAUGGCAAGUCACAUAUCGGGAGUGUCUUUGCUUGGUGUUCCCUCCGAAGUGUAUCAGUACGGAACUCAGUACGCGGCAUGCAUUUUCACAUCCUUCAUAAGCUGUUUCAUAAUCGUACGCGUAUACCUACCGGUAUUUUACAAGCUACAGUUGACGAGCACUUUCGAGUAUCUGGAAAUUAGAUUUGCCAGGCCGGUCCGACAAUUAGCGUCCUUUCUCUACACCCUUGCGCUGGUGAUCUAUGUACCGUUGAUAAUCUACGUGCCGGCAUUAGCCUUUUCGCAAGCGACCGGGAUGAAUCUGCAUUACGUUGCACCAGUGAUAUGUAUGGUGUGCAUCUUCUACACAACUAUCGGAGGUCUGAAGGCUGUCGUAUGGGCGGAUACGAUUCAGAUGACGGUAACUGUCGGAAGUCUCAUUGCUGUUUUGAUAUUGGGAACAAUUGCCGUAGGCGGCGUUAGCGAGACCUGGAGGAUAGCCGAAAAGGGUGGUAGAAUUGUAUUUUGGAACAUGGAUCCCAGUCCUUUCACCAGAAAUUCAUUUUGGGGCAUGUCAGUGGGAAUGGUAAUGGCAUGGCUGGCAUCGUUGGGCAUCAGCCAGGUUUCUAUGCAAAGAUUUCUUGCAGUACCUACUAUUGAGGAAGCACAAAAAUCGGUAUGGGUCCUGGCUGUGGGUUUAAUAUUCGUAAAAAUGAUUUCCGUUUUCACCGGCCUUAUAAUGUACGCUAGAUAUCACAAAUGCGAUCCUAUAGCUGUACACGUGGUAGCAAGGAGCGACAAGAUAUUACCGUAUUACGUACUAGACGUAGCCGCGAAUGUUCCGGGACUUCCUGGCCUCUUUCUCGCCGGUCUGGUGAGCGCUGGACUCUCGACGAUGAGCGCUGGACUGAACACAGUCGCCGGCACGAUUUACGAGGAUUUCAUCGAUCCCUGGAUGCCAGAAAGCAACAAAGAGACUAAAGCCGCCAACAUUAUGAAGGCCACGGUGGUAAUCCUAGGCACCUUAUGCGUGGGCAUGGUAUUCGUCAUGGACCGUCUCGGCGACAUCUUUCAACUAUCUCUGACUCUGACCGGUAUCACCGCCGGUACCAUGACGGGUCUGUUCUCGUUGGGGAUGUUGGUACCCUGGGCGACGGCCAAGGGAGCGGUGGUCGGCGCAGUGGUCUCGAUGACGACGAUGCUCUGGAUCAUCGUCGGCGCACAAUGGCAUAUGGCUAAUCGCAGUCUCUACUACGAACCGCUUCCUUCCUCCACGGAGGGUUGCGUGAAUAUGUCCGGUCUAUUUAAUCGUACAACCACAACAACGCAGAAUCCUAUACAAGUCGAAUCUGUGGACGAACCUUUCUUCAUGUAUAGGAUAUCCUUCAUGUAUUACACGCUAUUGGGGGCCUUAAUCGUGAUGGUGAUCGGCACGAUAGUCAGCUUCAUCUGCGGCGCUGCUGAUAUAAGGAAUAUCGACCGAGAUUACUUCCCACCGUUUAUAACGAGAUUUAUGCCACCAAAAAAAUAUAUGGAAGUGUCGUUGCAUACGGUGCCAACAGCAUUGAUAACUAAUCCAGAGAAAGAAGAAUUAAAAUCUUGAAACAUGUAUAUUUUAUUCCAAACCUUAUCUCUUUUCCGUGACCGUACAAGACUUUAUUACAGUAAAACACACAUGCACAUAUAAUAUAUAUGUGCUUAAACGUACGGAAUAUCGUUUGAUUACACGUUCUCCGCAAUAAUAUUCUCUACAUACUCUACAACAUAUUAGUACGUAAGACAUCCUGUCGAAAUCUGUUCUGCCAAACUAUUAUAAUUCUUAAGCCAGUAAAACUUUCAGUAUAUCAACAUUUUGAUACAGAGAUGUUUAGAAAGAGAUUUCCGUAAAGCGUCUAAGAAAGAAAGCUUCAAUCAAUAAAUCCUUAACAACAUAAAUUGUUCGGAGACAGCGAUCGACAGACAAGCGGACGCAUUUGCCAAGAGAUAACUGCAUCUAACUGGCUCGUCCGGAGUUGAAAGCACCCAUUAGAACGUCGAUGAGGGUGUCAAAUUGACUAGAUUAUAUAUCUGCCCCACGCAUCUCAAUACAAACAAGUCCCUGCCAUCUGAAACAUCUGGAGGAACGAUGCCUAUCGGAUUAGAGCCGAAUGUAAAUGCCGCGGGAGUUUUUUGUCGAGUCAUUCGUCGAGUCUCUCUUUAAAAUCCGCGGUGGAUCGAUCGGUGCCGGAGCGUGCUUCGCGUGGAGCGGACUCGUAAUAAAUUUCGAAGACUUUUCACGUCUCACGAGACGCGCGAGGCCACCGAUUUGACUCACGGGACCAGGUUUAUCGUUUCGAAUCCGAAAUGACGAAAGGGAAGACCCUUAUCAGCGAUCGCCGACUUGCAGACGAAAGAAACCCCGAUCGACUGUCCCGCGCGGGGAACAUUCCACAUCUCCAGCCGAGAAACGACGCUUCUGUCUCGAAGCGGCGACCACAUUCCACCGCGGAGCGGUUUUAUUUUAUUAGACUGAAAGGUGUCAAAUAUAGGCGGCAGGGACCCAUCUACUUACAUACCGAUGCGCGAGUUUCGGGGAACCCCCUCCGCCUGUCCCCUUUCUAUCCGGUCUGAUUUCAACGUGUGGGUAAAAUCCCGAACUGAGAACCCGGCUUGCAUUGUGGGCCGGGUGACAGAUUUUUGACAGAUUCUGUCUGAUUUGGUGUCGAGUGACAGACCUGAGAGGCCCGAUCGUGCAGCCUCCUCGUAGUUGACGUUGUCGUAUCGCCCCUCUUUACACCAAGUAUCUCUUGAAAGCGGCGCUUGAUUAUGCUCCGCCCCAAGUAAUCCUUCGUACCAAUUAUUAUUUUUAUAUUUAUAAAAUUAGGAUAGAACGAUUGAAAGUGAAUUUGAAGAAAAA